This is a messenger RNA of Bacidia gigantensis, 801 nucleotides long. RefSeq lists its product as uncharacterized. Bases 1 to 801 code for a protein of 266 amino acids. NCBI's taxonomy places the organism in Eukaryota, Fungi, Ascomycota, Lecanoromycetes, Lecanorales, Ramalinaceae. The record is from RefSeq and is a predicted model, not a curated record. The transcript is spliced from 2 exons.
AUGGAUGCCAAUACCGGAUUGUUCACCUCAGCUCUUCCAUAUGCUGGUGCAGCAAAGGAGACUUGGCUGGAUGGCGCUCUCCGUACCGAAUUCCCCCGCAUCGCUGCCGAGGCGAAGGCGCGCGAGGAUUAUUUUCCAGAGCUUUGCCCCUUGGCAGACGUUGGCCAGUAUAUAGUCAGAGUACUGCAGAUUCUCUCAAAACUUACAGACCACUUGAUCAAUGGCAGCUUUGUUGGCAAUUAUGUCAAUGGCAAACUCUCUAGUCUGAUCGACGAAGACGACGGCAGUGUCUCGGAAUACAUCGACGAUAAACAUCAGGCAUUGGGGAAGAUUGCAAGGCAGAUUAAAGAUAUUUCCAAGGAUUGCGGCCGCGUCUGGUCAAGCAGCCCGGCGCCGCCUUUUCAUUUGCAGUCUCACCCAUCGGGAUUGACUGCAUACGAACCUUAUCCUGUAAACACUGCGCCGCCGUCUAUCACUGAAACGGCAGCGUACUCUUCCGGUCCCGCCUACGAAGGGCUGCCGACUAGUGCUCCGAACCUGUACGGAGACCAGGAAUAUACGUCCGUUGCCACUCGCGCGGGCCACGCAGGAUCCUUGGCCUUCGGUGAGCAGAGGAUAGAGGACAUCAUGGCCCCUACCACCGAUUAUUCCCAUCAAGGGCAAGACAACCCAUCUAUAGAUCAGUUGAAGUCUCGAGGUAAGGGCCAGUAUACAUGCCCGCAUGGGCUGGAUUGCAAAAAGGGUGGUGUCAAAUCUGAUGGUCGUAUCAGAGUCUUUACGCGAAACCAUGAAUUUCGGUAG